AUGGAAGCGAAGGCGGAGAGGAGCGGCACUGCGGGGCGCCCCAAGGUUGUGGUGGUGGGCGCCGGCAUUGUGGGCCUCACUGUGGCCACCAUGUUGCGGGAGACGCUGCCGGAGGUGCCGCUCACCCUCUGGGCCAAGGACUUCCCGCCCAACACCACCUCCAACAUCGUCCGCCGCAUCGAGUAA
This is a messenger RNA of Acanthamoeba castellanii str. Neff, 186 nucleotides long. RefSeq lists its product as uncharacterized. The transcript is spliced from 2 exons. NCBI's taxonomy places the organism in Eukaryota, Discosea, Longamoebia, Acanthamoebidae. Bases 1 to 186 code for a protein of 61 amino acids. The record is from RefSeq and is a predicted model, not a curated record.